Hirsutella rhossiliensis is the source of this 564-nucleotide messenger RNA. RefSeq names its product csbD-like domain-containing protein. NCBI's taxonomy places the organism in Eukaryota, Fungi, Ascomycota, Sordariomycetes, Hypocreales, Ophiocordycipitaceae. The transcript is spliced from 2 exons. The coding region runs from base 1 to 564 and encodes 187 amino acids. The record is from RefSeq and is a predicted model, not a curated record.
AUGGCUGACAACAACGACAACAAGAACGCCGCUCCCUCCACCCUCCAGUCAUACGUCAACUCGGCCACUGGUGCUGUCCAGAGUGCUAUUGGCAGCCUGACUGGCAACACGGGCGACCAGGCCAAAGGCGAGGUGCGCAAGGACGAUGCCAAGGCCGAGCACGACGCGUCGCAAGCCGCCGUCAAGGUGCCCGGUGCCACACUGUCCAGCUCCGGCGCCGUCGCCAAGGACGACCCCAACCGAUCCCAGGGCUCGUGGAACCAGACGGCCGGCUCCGCCAAGGAGACUGUCGGUGGACUUAUUGGGAACGAGUCCCUGAAGAGUUCGGGUCGUCAGCAGAACCUCGAAGGCCAGCAACAGGAGGCUAAGGGUCAGCUCAACGACCUUAGCUCCGGUAUUGCCAGCCGCGCGCAGGGCACGGUCGGAGGUGCCGUUGCCGGCGUCACGGGUGACAAGGGGGGCCAGGAGCACUACGACAAGAUGCGGGCCGAGGGCAAGUCUCAGCAGCGUGGGGCCGAGCACGACAUUCAGAAGAAGGCCGAGGCUGAGGGCAAGAAGAAUUGA